Messenger RNA from Plasmodium relictum, 2709 nucleotides. It is a transcript of the gene HSP101, whose product is annotated as heat shock protein 101, putative. The transcript has 4 exons. NCBI's taxonomy places the organism in Eukaryota, Apicomplexa, Aconoidasida, Haemosporida, Plasmodiidae. Gene Ontology annotation, molecular function: ATP hydrolysis activity; ATP binding. Bases 1 to 2709 code for a protein of 902 amino acids. Gene Ontology annotation, cellular component: cytoplasm. The record is from RefSeq and is a predicted model, not a curated record. Gene Ontology annotation, biological process: cellular response to heat.
AUGAUUGGAAAUUUACGUAACUAUAUUUUUGUCAUACUGUUUUUUGUUCAUACAUUUAAUUUAACGGUUUCUUUAGAAAAUAAUCUGCAAAAUAAUUAUUUUAAUAGAACAAUAAAUAUUUUGAACAAUGGAAAAAAUAUAGCUAAGAGAUAUGGUCAUAGAGAAUUGAAGCCUAUACAUAUUUUGAGUGCAUUAACCAAAAGUGAUUAUGGAACAAAUUUAUUUAGAGAAAACAAUAUUAAUGCAAGUAUCCUGAAAGAGUAUAUAGAUACUGCUUUAGAACAAACUAGAGCUGGAGCGCCUCUAGAUAACAAAUCAAAAAUAGUAAAUUCAGACGACGUAAAUGAAUUGUUAGCAUUAGCUGAAAAUGUGGCUAAUAAAUAUGGAGGACAAAAAGUAGAUGUAGAACAUUUAUUGAGUGGUUUAGCUAAUGAUGAACUAGUUAAUGAAAUAUUUAGUGAGGUGAAUUUAUCGGAAGAAUCAAUUAAAAAUAUUUUAAGAAACAAAUAUGAAUUGUCUAAAAAAGAUAAAGAAAGAAAAGGUGAGAAGCUUUACAUUGAACAAUUUGGUACUAAUUUAAAUGAAAAGGUAAGAAAUGGAAAACUCCAUUCUAUAUAUGGAAGAGAUGAAGAAAUAAGAGCUGUAAUUGAAUCCUUAUUAAGAUACAAUAAAAAUAGUCCAGUUUUAGUUGGACAUCCAGGUACAGGUAAAACAACUAUUGUUGAAGGUCUUGCUUAUAGGAUUGAAAAAAAUGAUGUACCUAAAGAGUUACAGGGUUAUACUAUUAUAAGUUUGAACUUUCGAAAAUUUACAUCUGGAACCUCUUACAGAGGAGAAUUUGAAUCAAGAAUGAAAAACAUUAUCAAGGAAUUGAAAAAUAAAAAAAAUAAAGUAAUAUUAUUUGUUGAUGAAAUACAUUUACUCAUAGGAGCAGGAAAAGCCGAUGGAGGUGCAGAUGCAGCUAAUUUGUUAAAGCCAGUACUAUCAAAAGGAGAAAUUAAAUUAAUAGGUGCAACUACAAUUACCGAAUAUAGAAAAUUUAUUGAAAGCUGUUCAGCUUUUGAAAGGAGAUUUGAGAAGGUUUUAGUUCAACCUCCAUCAGUGGAAACUACCAUUAAAAUUUUAAGAUCUUUAAAAAGUAAGUAUGAAGAUUUUUAUGGAGUACGUAUAACAAAUAAAGCCAUUGUUGCAGCUGUUAAAGUAUCAGACAGAUUUAUUAAAGAUCGAUAUUUACCUGAUAAGGCUAUUGACUUAUUAAAUAAGGCAUGCUCUUAUUUGCAAGUCCAAUUAUCAGGAAAACCAAGAAUAAUUGAUAUUACAGAGAGAGAAAUUGAAAGAUUAUCUUAUGAAAUAAGUACUUUAGAAAUGGAUAUUGAUAAGUUAUCUAGAAAAAAGUAUAAUAGUCUAAUUAAAGAAUUUGAAGAGAAAAAAGAAGAAUUACAAAAAUAUUAUGAAGAAUAUGUAAUAACAGGAGAAAGAUUAAAAAAAAAAAAGGAAGCAGAAAAAAAACUAAGUGAACUCAAGGAAUUGAUACAAAAUUACUUAUAUUACAAUAAAGAGCCUCCAUUAGAAUUGAAAAAGAGUAUAGAAGAGGCACAAAAUGAAUAUAUAGAAAUAUAUAAAGAAACAUUGGCCUAUGUUGAAGAUAAAGCUCACAAUGCAAUGAAUGUAGACUCAGUAUACCAAGAGCAUGUAUCUUAUAUUUAUUUAAGAGACUCUGGUAUGCCACUUGGAUCUUUGUGCUUUCAAUCAUCAAAAGGUGUUUUAAAAUUAUAUAACAGCUUAUCAAAAUCAAUUGUUGGAAAUGAAGAUGUAAUUAAGUCAUUAAGUGAUGCAGUUGUAAAAGCUGCAACUGGAAUGAAAGAUCCAGAAAAGCCAAUAGGAACUUUCUUAUUUUUGGGUCCUACAGGUGUAGGUAAAACAGAGCUUGCUAAGACACUAGCAGUUGAAUUAUUUGAUUCUCGUGAUAAUUUGAUUCGUGUAAACAUGUCAGAAUUUACAGAAGCACAUUCAGUUUCUAAAAUUACUGGUAGUCCACCCGGAUACGUAGGAUUUAGUGAUUCUGGUCAGUUGACUGAAGCUGUUAGAGAAAAACCUCACUCUGUUAUUCUUUUUGAUGAAUUAGAAAAAGCUCAUUCAGAUGUUUUUAAAGUUCUUUUACAAAUAUUAGGAGAUGGUUAUAUUAAUGAUAACCACAGAAGAAAUAUUGACUUUUCAAAUACCAUUAUUAUAAUGACUUCCAAUUUAGGUGCUGAAUUGUUCAAAAAAAAAUUAUUUAUGGAUGCUGAUAGAUCAGAUACUCCAGAAUAUAAAAAGGUAUUUGAUGAUGUUAGAACAUCACUCAUUAAAAAAUGUAAGAAAUUUUUUAAACCAGAAUUUAUUAAUAGAAUUGAUAAAAUUAGUGUAUUUGAGCCUUUAAGUAAGAAAAAUUUACGUAAAAUAGUUAGAUUAAGAUUUGAAAAAUUAGAAAAACGACUAGAGCAAAAAAAUAUCCAUAUAUCUGUAUCCGAAAGAGCAGUUGAUUAUAUAAUAGAUCAAUCUUAUGACCCAGAAUUAGGAGCUAGGCCAACUUUAAUAUUUAUUGAAAGUGUAAUUAUGACAAAAUUGGCUGUUAUGUAUGUUAAAAAGGAAUUAGUAGACGACAUGAAUAUAUAUGUUGAUUAUAGUGAUGAAUCUGAUAAUUUGGUUAUAAAUCUUUCUAUGGAUUAA